This is a messenger RNA of Castor canadensis (American beaver), 1652 nucleotides long. NCBI's taxonomy places the organism in Eukaryota, Metazoa, Chordata, Mammalia, Rodentia, Castoridae. The record is from RefSeq and is a predicted model, not a curated record.
CCCGGACGGGGCCCUGUAGCACUCUGCUCCAGUGUCCCCAGGAGCAGGGGUCUUGCUCUGGUAGCACAGGUAGAAGAGGACCUGGGGAAAUGCCUGGAGGGAUCGGUGGCUGGGGGAGACGCAAAGGGGCCGAGCACCCGACUCAGACACCGCCGCUCACAGUACGAUCUCUGGGCCAUCUCCAAGGCCUGCGGGAACGACGUGGCCAUGAGGCUGGCGCAUAGCCACAACACCAUGGAGGUGGCGAGGGAGAAGCUGCGCAAGUACGUCUUCGACCGCGUGAACGCGCACAACGUGCUGAUCCACCUGGUGCGGCGACGCGGGCAGAAGCUGGAGAGCAUGCAGCUGGAACUGGACAGCCUGCGGAGCAAGCCGGACGCCACCAAGCAGGAGAUGCGGCAGCUGCAGAUCAUCCGCCAGCUGGAGAACAACAUUGAAAAGACAAUGGUCAAGAUCACCACCAGCCAGAACAUCCACCUGCUGUACCUGGACCUGCUGGACUACUUGAAGAAGGUGCUGGCGGGAUACCCCACAGAGCUGGACAAGCUACAGAACCUGGUGGUCGACUACUGCUCCGAGCUGUCCGAUAUGACUGUCAUGUCCCAAGAUGCCAUAAUGAUUACGGAUGAAGUUAAGAAAAACACGAGACAAGAGGAGGCAACCUUCAUUGCAAAGCGCAGGGCGCGGGAGGAUCGGCUCAACCAGCAGAAGAAACUCAUUGACAAGAUCCACACCAAGGAGACCAGUGAGAAGUACCUGCCGGGUGGCCAGAGGGACUUGGACUUCCCCUCCAAUCUGAUGAAUACUGAAACCACAAGGGUGAAGAAAAGAGCCCCUUCUGUAGUGGAUAUGGAAUACCAGACGAAAGUGACUGCCUUGGUGGAGAAGGUCAAGUCCACUGUGCAGUGCUCUCACAUCUGGGACAUUGCUGGCCGCUUCCUAGCUCAGAAGAACACAGAGGAGAACCUGGAGCUGCAGAUGGACGACUGUGAGGGGCAGCGAACACAGCUGGAGGCCCUGAUGAAGAAGCUGGAGCUUGAGCAGGCACUACUCAAGUUCCACCAUACGCCCAGCUCUGUCAGUUUUAAGUCCAUCGAAAAGAAGAUGAAGAACAUGCUGAAAGAGGAAGAAACAAGGCUCCAGCUGGCCCACAGAAACCUGACCAAGAGCCAGCAGCUGCUGCUGACCAUCCAGAUGGGCAUCGACAAUCUCUAUGUACGACUCGUUGGCAUCACCUUGCCAGCCACCCAGGAAGAAGCUGCACUGCCUGACAUCCCCGAUAUGUACAGCAAGCUGGCAUACUGUGAGGGGAAGCUCACUUACCUGGCUGACCACAUGCAGAUGCUGUCCCUGACUGAGGAGAUCAACACGGAGGUGAGGGACACCCUGGAGUCAUCCACUCUGAAGGAGAGAUAUAACACUAGGAUCAGCUUUGAGGACCUAGAGGACGACAUGAUCGAAACCUUCCAGUUUGCCGACGUGGACCAGAGCUAUGUCCCGUCGCGGGACGAGAUCAAGAAGCAGGGCCAGCAGCUGAUCGAGGGGAAGCUCAAGGGGUCAAAGAAGAAGAAGAAGUAACCACGCUCGCGCUUUGUUACACGAAUAAACAUUUUUACAGGACUACGGGGCGAGAGGAGACCCGGAGGCAGAGG